AUGCAACCUUCUACCACUUUCGACGACAAUACAAUCUCGUCAGUCAAAUUGCAGACUGAACGAACUUCGUCUUUCCCCCUCCCCUCUAUCCAACUAUUUCCUCCUCACAACUCACCAUCCGGCCCGUCAAACAGCACAAACAACACUACAACAAUGGCGGCCAAUUCUCCUCGCUCUGCGCAAGCGACCAGCGCAAUGCCUCCUCCAGCCCAUCCUGCCUCAAUUCCUUCCAGGAUGCAUAUCAACAGUCUGAUGUCGCCUCCAGACCAAGCACACGAUAGCUUCCAUUACCACACCGUACAGGCCGACUCCUCCUUCUCCUCCAGCAAGAACGCUUCAGGGCAGACUCCGAUGUCUCCUCCCAUUUCGCCUUGCAACCGACCAAUGGCCACCACCGAGACACCAACAAGCUCAACGGGCCGUGAUAUGGUCCUCUACCCAGAAGAUGCGCCUUCCAGUCCACCCCAGACUUCUCUAUUCGCAACCCUUGAGGAUCGUGGCCAUAGUCGAACGAUUGAGGAACACAUCCAAAAGAAUAUCAACGACAAGAUCUUUGUUGAGGUGCAACCCCCAACACGCAAUGACUACGAGCUUGUGGCUUCGUUUCAAUCGCAACUCAACUCAUCUUACGCACAAAACCCAAAGGCAUGGAUGCUGUCAGUCACUAGGCAGGCUCGUGAGGACAAUCAUCGCAUAGCUCAAGCCAAAGCACGCGCUCGUCCCUUGGCAGCCAAAGCCCCCAAGAUAUCUCGGCCUCGCACCGAUAAUAAUCGUGUUGCGAAACCUGCCGGGCGAACUAUUCGCGUUCAGCCUACUAACAGCCCUAGACGACCAACGCCUCAGCUCAGUGCCAAUGAUGCCAACAUCGUUGAGUCGAAACCUCGGUCUCAAGGCCCAGACAAAGAUUUCGCGUCACUGCCGGAUCUCUGUCCACCACCGAGCGUGGUCCCCGCGCAAAAGAACUGGUUCAAGGUGGAUUGGAAGGGGCAUCCACUCGACAACAGCAAUGAUCCCCAUCGACAUCUUCUUUCUCCUGACGAAGUAAUGCUGGCAAGUCUUCUGCGCCUUGACUGUGCGACGUACUUGGCCAGCAAGAGACGCAUCUUUAUCGGCAGACUCGCCAAUUUCAGGCGAGGGAAAGGCUUCCGCAAGACCGACGCCCAACAGGCUUGCAAGAUUGAUGUCAAUAAGGCCUCCAAGCUCUGGACUGCCUUUGACAAUGCUAAAUGGUUUAAAGAGUCACUCCUGGAGCCAUUUAAGGAUGUCAGUCUGAACUAG
Messenger RNA from Fusarium subglutinans, 1278 nucleotides. RefSeq lists its product as uncharacterized. The transcript has a single exon. The record is from RefSeq and is a predicted model, not a curated record. Gene Ontology annotation, molecular function: protein binding. The coding region runs from base 1 to 1278 and encodes 425 amino acids. Lineage: Eukaryota; Fungi; Ascomycota; Sordariomycetes; Hypocreales; Nectriaceae.